Messenger RNA from Oppiella nova, 675 nucleotides. The record is from the annotation of a GenBank genome assembly. Lineage: Eukaryota; Metazoa; Arthropoda; Arachnida; Sarcoptiformes; Oppiidae.
GAUUGCUAUCAAUGAAUGCAAUCUUGUAUUCAAUUCAUUUGGAUUGAAGUUAAUCUAAACGCGCGAUCAGUUGAUUGUCAUUUGAAUGAAUCAUACAAACAAUGAAAUGAUAAAUUGCUGUCAAAUAGCAGUUAAGAGACACUAAUCUAAAGACUUUUGGAGAUAUCUAGAUAUUUGUGACACUGGUUUGAAUCGAUUGAAUAAAUGCCUGCUUUUGACCAAACAUUCAAUAACACAGUGAAUAGGAAUCACAACUCAAUUAAGACUAAUUCGCCGUCAAUUGUAUCGAUACUUCAUUUCAAUGACUGCUAUAACGUUGAGUCCAGACCUGAUGAGCCCUCCGGAGGGGCCGCCCGUCUCGUCACUGCCUUCAAUGCCUACAGAGAUUGCGAUCCAUUAGUCCUCUUCAGCGGCGAUAUAAUGUCCCCAUCGAUCAUGAGUACUUUCACAAAAGGCGAGCAAAUGAUUCCCGUAUUGAACGCAUUGGCCGUCGAUUGUGCCGUCUUUGGCAACCAUGAGUUCGAUUUUGGUGUCGAUCACCUCAAGUCAUGGAUGGGAAGGACUUCUUUCCCGUGGCUAAUGAGCAAUGUAUACGACCACAAGACCAACCGUCCCAUCAAUGAUGCCAUGGUUUGGCAUAUCAUCGAUAGGAAUAAUAAAAGGUUGGGAAUCAUA